GUUGUACAGAGAGGGACAGGCGGACAGUCGGUCCGCACUGGAGCCGCUAUCAGCCACGGGACUUGAGAGAAAUGUCCACAAUGUUGACAGAAGAGUAAAACGUUUCUUUUGUUCCGGUUUACACACGCUGAGAAACCAAUGAAUGGAGUUACUUUUUGCCUUGUUGGGAUUCCACCUCACUCAGACACUGAAGCUAAAGGGCGGAGAGAUGGCAUGGUGUCGUCCAAUGAGAACAGACGCCGACCGCUGUCGUCGGGUGAGGUGGAGGGCGUGUCGUGGCAGGGCCCACGGACCAUUUUCCUCCAGAAGAACUCACAAGGAUUCGGCUUCACUUUGCGCCACUUCAUCGUUUACCCACCAGAGUCCUCGGUCCACAGCCUCAAGGAUGAAGAGAACGGAAACGCUACUGGAAAAGGUGGCCAGCGGCCUCGUCGUUUUGGAGGCCAGAUCCGGACACCAUCUUUGAGGACUCUCUCCUCCUCUGAUGCAGACAGGGCGGGGGUAGACUGGGGCCUGGGUACCAUCCCCCCCUCACUGUCAGCAGGGCUGCUUCUGUUGCUGGGGCUCCAGAUGAGGUUCACCUGUGAUGACAACCUUGCAGAUGAACCCACCAGUCCUAGUAUUGACGUACAGGCCUACUAUGUACCAGCCUGCUCUGUGGUGUCCAGUUCCCAGGCCUCCGCUAUGGCCACCCUCACUUCCACCUCUGUCUCCCCCACCCUCUCCUCCAUCUCCCCCUUUGUCCGACUUCGUUCUCAGGACUGCAGCAGUAUUAAAAGUCGCCGCUCCUCUUACCUGCUGGCCAUCACCACCGAGAGAUCCAAGUCCUGUGACGAGGGUCUCAACACCUUCAGGGACGAAGGCCGUGUCUUCUCCAAACUACCAAAAAGGGUCAAGAGCUUUUUCACUGAUGGGUCUCUGGAGAGCCUGCGAGCCCAGGAGGAGGCCCGGUCCAAGCGCCACUCCACUUCUGAACUGGGAACCAUCACCUUUAGUGAUGUGCGCAAGGAGGGCUGGCUGCACUACAAACAGAUCCUCACAGAGAAGGGAAAGAAAGUAGGUGGUGGCAUGCGUCCAUGGAAGCGCGUCUUCUCCGUGCUUCGCUCCCAUUCGCUUUUCCUCUACAAGGACAAGCGAGAAGCCGUCCUUCACGGGGCGGGGGCGGGGCCCAGCCAGGAUGAACAUCCUCCAAUCAGCAUCCGCGGCUGCCUGAUCGACAUCGCGUACAGUGAAACCAAGCGUAAGCACACCCUGAGGCUGACCACGCAGGACUUCUGCGAGUACCUGCUGCAGGCCGAGGACAGGGACGACAUGCUGGCCUGGAUCAGGGUCAUCAGGGAGAACAGCAAGACCGACAAUGAGGAGAUUGGUUUCUCAAGACAAGCUCUCAUCAACAAGAAGCUGAAUGACUACAGAAAACACAGUCUGACAGGUAAUAAGCCAGACUCCUCUCCCAGAGCCCAUCGUAUGAUGCCUCCCUUCCUCCUGGCUAAGACUGACAACGCCUUAGUGAACCGAGCCCCGAGAACUGAUGACAACAAGGCGCUGUGGGGCAUCAACAUCAUGAAGAAGGCCAAGAAGACAGGCAGCCCGAAGGCUUUUGGUGUGCGACUGGAGGACUGUCAGCCAGCUGUCAACCAUAAAUUUGUCCCUCUGAUCGUGGAGAUGUGCUGCGGCGUGGUUGAGGGGACAGGUUUGGAGUACACCGGUAUUUACCGGGUGCCGGGGAAUAAUGCCAUGGUGUCCAACCUGCAGGAGCAUCUCAACAAGGGCAUGGACAUCAACACUGCUGAGGAGAGAUGGCAGGACCUGAAUGUAAUCAGCAGCCUGCUCAAAUCCUUCUUCCGAAAACUGCCUGAGCCACUGUUUACUGAUGACAAAUACAAUGACUUCAUUGAUGCCAACCGGAUAGAAGACGCAGAGGACAGGCUGAAGACUAUGAAGAAACUGAUCCAUGACCUCCCAGAUCACUAUUAUCACACCCUUAAGUUCCUGGUGGGCCACCUCAAGAAGGUGGCAGAUCACUCUGAGAAGAAUAAGAUGGAGCCGAGAAACCUGGCUCUGGUUUUUGGUCCCACUCUGGUGAGGACGUCAGAGGACAAUAUGACUGACAUGGUCACCCACAUGCCCGAUCGCUACAAAAUAGUGGAGACGCUUAUCUUGCACCAUGACUGGUUCUUCAGCAAUGGAGAGUUUGAUAAGGAAGAGAAGGCCCCAGAGGAUAAGCGGGACAUGCAGCCUGUGCCCAACAUUGACCAUCUGCUGUCUAACAUUGGCAGGCCAGGCAUGCCAGGAGAGGCAUCAGAUUCCACCACCAGCGAUUCACUUAAGUCAAAGCUUUCUUCGGGCUCCAAGAAAGACCUGAAUGCCAGAGACUUCCUGCCCAUGUCCAUCAUCUCUGCUGUGACCCGCAAACGUAAAAAAUGCCUCAGUACCCACCUGCAGGGCAGCAGUGCUGAUGAAGACUCCGAGCAUGAGCCAGUCAAGGCCAGCAACUGCAGGGGAGAAGGAGUUGAAGGCGAGGAGGAAGAGGAUAGAGGGGAGGAAGAGGCAGUCAAGGGAGAACAUACAAUUCCUAAAAAAGAAAAAAGGGAUGAAAAGGAAAAUGGGGUGAAAGCUCCAGAGACGACAGAAGGAAAAGAUUCAUUGGCGGGAGAUGAAGAGGCUGAAAAGGAUGUGGGAAGCGAAACAGGCAAUGACGCAAAAAAGUUAGAAAGGGAGAACAGGCAGAGAACGACCAUGAUGGGCAAUGCACCGCAACUUCGUCCGAACAGUUUCCUCUGCUCCCACCAUCAGAUCCAUGCCACAUACCCAAGACCCCCAGCUGUGACUAAUCCUCCUUCCCAUUUGAAGUCUCACAAUCUCGCGAGACGCCCCACAGUCCCUUUCUGGAUCUGCCCCACCAGGCUUCCCAACCUCUACCAGGCUUCCAGCUUUCACGGGACCCAGCAGCCAGACUGGAACCAGUCAGCGCCAGUCCGCUACAGGAAGACCAGAGGUGGGAGGACAAGGGCUAUGUCCAUGAAUCUGGACCUUGAGAGUGAGGACAGAGUCAGAGGUUGGAGAGCAGAGAGGGUGGAUGUGACCAAAGUCAAUGAGGGAAGUCAGCACAGGAGUGUUGGGGUUCCUCAGGGAUCAACUGUAGGUCAAAGGUCAAUUCAGCAAAUAGAUCCCCUCCCUCGUAUCGCCCAGGAGGCACCCCCUCUGUUCUCCUCCUCCUCAGGCUGGAUAGAUCAGAGCUCCCCGGGAUCUUCCACUGUGGUACUGAGGAGAUCUGCCCUGGACCCACGGGACAAGACAAGAGCGUGGCGUCGUCACACAGUGGUAGUUUAACCCGACUGUUUCAUCUACUAAUGCAGUACCUAGCACUCGCCCUUUACUCACACACACUGGAUCUGUGUCACUGCUUCUAAAGCCAAGUGUUGUGUUGCUUUAGGGACCUUAAGUUGGAGACGUGAUCUCGUGGUAAAGGAAUUCUUUGACAUUGUGUGCAGUUGUAGAGUUUCAUUCCAAAAUUAGAUAACCAUUAUUUGAAAACUCUGAAACUCACUGAAAACAAUAUUGAAGUUCCACUAUUCAACUACUUUUAAGCUGUUCAUCUUUAAUCCUUUACUUACAAAAUAACUGUAGAUGUAGUUAUCCAUGUCCUUAUAUAUUGUGCAAAGAGGGUUGCACACAGGAAUUGAGAUAGAAUUUCCUGGUAUUUCCCGGAAACUCUCCCCAGUAUGUGAUCCUGUUUCCCAGGAAAAAUACCUGUGGGAUCGGUCAUUUAUACUUGCGUAUUCACGUACUACACUUCCACACAUCAGUUGUAGAUAUAGUCCAACCCUGAACUGCCAUGGUAAAGUUCAUCUGUGAGUCUGAAAUAGGUGGUGCUAGAAGCUUGGCGAGAGGAUUUGUACUCACAAGGGCUAGGUGGUGAACUGAUGGAGCUGGCAAGCAAACUUCUAGCACAGUAACCAGGGACAUGCUAAUGUCAGUCACAAUAGUUCUUACUAAUUGACUGUUAGCUUUAUCAUUAACAGGAAAACACAGUUUGUAACCAUCUACAAACCCUUUUGUGGAGUAUUUGACUCCUGCACAGUUUGUUAUUGGUCUGUGGUGCAAAUUCAAGUAUUGUAGUUUCAAAGGUUUACUUUACAAAUUCACUGAUCUCAAUAAUUCCAUUUAAAUGAAUUGAUUUUGCUACAAGAUGCUGCCAUUUAAAAUGCUGGUGUGACCGGGCCUGUACAGAAAUAUAAUUGGGUGCACUUUUCACCCAGAGAGGUUUCAUCCAAUAACUUUUCAAACUAGAGUUUAGCUGUGUGGUUCUCAAACUGGGGAUCAUAGAGCCACUGUAAGGGCGUGGAUGACCAGGGGAAAAAUAUGAGAAAAACUAAGUUAAAGCUUAUCCUAUCAUGCUGACCUCUAUUUAACUAAAAUUCAACUUGGAUCCUUUGUUAUUAGUUGCUAAGUUUAUCAUUCGUAAUGAUAAAAAUGGUGGGGUUCUGAAAGAGGGGGCAUGCCAGGAGUGGUUUGACAACCACUGGAUUAAGUGAACAAAGCAGAAUGCAAAACCUGUCAAAUAAAGUUAUGCCGUAAUCCAACAUAUCAAAAAAAGAGAACUACAGUCAGUUGAUGAGCAGUGAAAUGUUGAAAGCAGACGUUCAUCCUAACAUUACAACUGAAGGUCCAAGAAGAACGGUGCAUCCUGAACAUGCUGUAUCCUCAGGUCUGCUCCCUGAAGAUGGUCAUGGUAAUCACUCGGAUGCAGAACUGGUCAUAGGAAAUGCUGAGCAAACAGACUCCCGAGGUAUGGUUGGCUUUGUGUUGUUCCCCCCCAGAGGUGGGGGAAGAAGUUCUUUUAAGAGGAUAUUAAGUAUCCACAGUUCUGUUUUUAAAAUCAAACUUGAUAUAAGGUGAGAAAUCCAGGGAAUGCUAUAUCCAGGAAGUAAUCUUUAUAAAAUGACAAGAAAA
This is a messenger RNA of Morone saxatilis (striped sea-bass), 4956 nucleotides long. RefSeq names its product rho GTPase-activating protein 23-like. Gene Ontology annotation, biological process: signal transduction. The record is from RefSeq and is a predicted model, not a curated record. Bases 139 to 3333 code for a protein of 1064 amino acids. The transcript is spliced from 22 exons. Gene Ontology annotation, molecular function: protein binding. Lineage: Eukaryota; Metazoa; Chordata; Actinopteri; Moronidae.